AGGAGAGCGGAUAUAGUAUUCAGCUACUUGACUUCGUCCCCCGUUUAACUGAACCAGAAGAAGCACAAAAGAGUAACAUGGUUUCUUUGAGCUCUCUCCUUGCAAUCAUUGUGUUGGCAUUUAGUAGUUCCUCUGCUAAAGUCAUCCGUGUUGGCCAGACAAGUAACGUGAUAGAUGGAUGUGUCAUCCACUGUCAUUUAGGAGCUUACCUUCAACAUCCUUCUGACUGUUCUAAGUUCAUACAAUGCGGCCCCACUGGACCUUCAGUUAUGAAUUGCCCAAGUGGAUUGAUUUGGAACCAGCAAAUUUUUACUUGCGCCUCAAGCCACUCAGUUUCUUGUGAAACUGGAAAAUAUCUAACUCCAGACGGCCAGCCUUGUAACGAAUUACCAACAGAAGUUCCUCCCACUCAGGCACCAACCACUAAAGCUCCAACUCAGCCCCCAACAGAAGAGCCAAAACCUGACCCAACUACUAAAGCCCCAACUCAACCUCCAACAGAAGAGCCCAAACCUGAGCCAACUACUAAAGCCCCAACUCAACCCCCAACAGAAGAGCCCAAACCUGACCCAACUACUAAAGCCCCAACUCAACCUCCAACAGAAGAGCCCAAACCUGACCCAACUACCAAAGCUCCAACUCAACCUCCAACAGAAGAGCCCAAACCUGAGCCAACUACCAAAGCUCCAACUCAACCUCCAACAGAAGAGCCCAAACCUGAGCCAACUACCAAAGCUCCAACUCAACCUCCAACAGAAGAGCCCAAACCUGAGCCAACUACCAAAGCUCCAACUCAACCUCCAACAGAAGAGCCCAAACCUGACCCAACCACUAAAGCCCCAACACAUCCUCCAACAGAAGAGCCAAAACCUGACCCAACCACGAAAGCCCCAACUCAACCUCCAACAGAAGAGCCAAAACCUGACCCAACCACUAAAGCCCCAACUCAACCUCCAACAGAAGAGCCAAAACCUGACCCAACCACGAAAGCCCCAACUCAACCUCCAACAGAAGAGCCAAAACCUGACCCAACCACUAAAGCCCCAACUCAACCUCCAACAGAAGAGCCAAAACCUGACCCAACCACUAAAGCUCCAACUCAACCUCCAACAGAAGAGCCAAAACCUGACCCAACCACUAAAGCCCCAACUCAACCUCCAACAGAAGAGCCAAAACCUGACCCAACCACUAAAGCCCCAACUCAACCUCCAACAGAAGAGCCAAAACCUGACCCAACCACUAAAGCUCCAACUCAGCCUCCAACUGAAGCUCACCCAACUCGCCUGCCUACAGUGGCACCAACUGAAGACCCUUCUUCAGGAGAAGGGACUUCAGGUGAAAGCUCCUCAUCAGAGGAGGAGUCAUCAGCUGAAGAAUGUGACUUUGAAUGCCCAAGGCGUAAUGGAGUAUUCGCUCAUCCGCGGGACUGCAGACGUUAUUUCAGAUGUAUCUUCAGGGAGGCCGAGGAGCAUAAGUGCCCUGCAGGGUUGCACUUUAGUAGCAAAGUGAACACCUGUACUCUCCCAGCUUUGGCCAAAUGCAAAGCUAACCCUGAUGCUAAAUGCUAAUGAAAACAUUGCAAAUUAUAUAGUUAUAAAACAGUUUCUUAUAUAUAUUUGAAGGAUUUAUGUAAAUAAUUAAGCAUUCUCAGGAUUCUUUGAUACCUUGACAAAACAGAUGCUAGCGUAAAAUUAAUUUUUUUUUCAUAAUUCAUAUACGUAAACGACUAUGUAUGCUU
Molecule: messenger RNA, 1738 nt
Organism: Macrobrachium nipponense
Lineage: Eukaryota; Metazoa; Arthropoda; Malacostraca; Decapoda; Palaemonidae
Exons: 5
Coding region: 78-1568 (496 amino acids)
Cellular component (GO): extracellular region
Molecular function (GO): chitin binding
Source: RefSeq, a predicted model, not a curated record